Anoplopoma fimbria (sablefish) is the source of this 4143-nucleotide messenger RNA. It is a transcript of the gene ogfrl1, whose product is annotated as opioid growth factor receptor-like 1. The coding region runs from base 116 to 1300 and encodes 394 amino acids. The transcript is spliced from 7 exons. NCBI's taxonomy places the organism in Eukaryota, Metazoa, Chordata, Actinopteri, Perciformes, Anoplopomatidae. Gene Ontology annotation, cellular component: membrane. Gene Ontology annotation, molecular function: opioid growth factor receptor activity. The record is from RefSeq and is a predicted model, not a curated record.
AGCGCUGCGCUCCGAUAGCAACGAUGUAGUAUAUUCUUUUCUUUUUUUUUUGUUGUUCAAGAGCAAAGACGAGGACGAUAGAAGAGAGUCGGGAGUGUUUGCAUGUUUUGCUUAAAUGGGAAAUCUGUUGGGCAGCUGGCGUUUCAAGGAGCCGAGCACCGUUGAGGAAUGCGACUCGACGUGGGGGUCGGACUCCGAGAGAGACGAGCCGGCGGCUGAGGAUGACAGCGGCAUCUCCGACUCCGUCAGCCCGGCGGAGAGCGACCGGGCCGCCGGGGACCCCGAGGACGCGUCCCCGCAGCUGUCAGAAUCUCCAGAGGCUGUUCCAAAGAUGAAGAGGAGUUUCUACGCUGCCAGGGACCUCUACAAAUACCGUCACAGCUACCCGAACUACAGAAAGUCCUGGCAACCCAACGAGUACCGUAACCUGCGCUUCUACCUGAACAAGAUCCCUCUUGUACCUGAUGGCAUCUACGUAGAGGAGAUUCUGACUAAGUGGAGAGGCGACUAUGACAAACUGGAGCACAAUCACACCUACAUUCAAUGGCUGUUCCCAUUAAGAGAACAAGGGCUCAACUUCUACGCACAUGAACUGACUCAGGACGAGAUCAAAGAAUUCCAAAGCACUCGGGAAGCCAAGCGCAGGUUCCUGGCAGCCUAUUCCCUCAUGUUGGACUUCUACGGCAUCAAACUGCUGGAUAAGAGUGGGAAUGUUGCUCGGGCUUCCAACUGGCAGGAGCGCUUCCAGCACCUUAAUGAGUCCCAGCACAACUACCUGCGGAUCACUCGCAUCCUGAAGUCUCUGGGCGAGUUGGGCUAUGAGGCCUUCAAGGCCCCGCUGGUCCGUCUGUUCCUGGAGGAGUCGCUGUGCCGCAACACGCUUCCCAACAUGCAGCACAGCGCCCUGGAGUACUACGUCUACACCAUCCGCCUUCCGGCCACCCGCCGACGCCUGCUCCGCUACGCCCGCCAACACUACAGGCCCGCCCACGCCUUCCUCUGGGGGCCGCCAUCCAAAAGGCGAGGCGGCGUUGGCGCUGGUGGCAGUGGCGGUGCUGGGAGCAGUGGGAUCAGAGCACCUGCUCCGACACCGGAGCAUCAGCGGAGGGGGGAGGAGAGCACAUGUAGUAGCGGGAUUAUCGUGUCUUCCCAUGAUGCCGGGAUGUUCCCGGACCCGGCCGGAGGAGGGCUGAAGGGCUGCACGGGACUCGGUUUUAGCGCGGCCGGACUGGAGGGAGCGCUGACGAUGGCUGGAGCUAGAGGAGAGAGGAGCGAGCACAACAAAUUUAUUUCUUUGUAGGGGGGGGGAGGGUUUGAUUCUUUACCUGGUGUGGAAGGCAGAAACCAAAACAGGUGUUUCUGAAAGUAAUCGGAUCACAUGUUAAAGGGAAAAAAACAUUGUAAACAAAGUUCUGAAGCUUCUGGACGCUAAUUUAAAGGCAGUAAUAGUGAAACACAUUUUCUAGACUCAAUUCAGAUUAAGGGCUUUCUGUUAACAACUAUGGCGUUAUUUCUUUGCUGGUAAAUCCGUUUGUGCUGAAUAUGGGGUUAGGGUUGAGCUGUUUGCAGAGGUUUGAGGUCAUAUCCUGGCCAGGCUUAACUCUCCUCAACGUGUGUCGCAAGGUUUUUCCAAAUCUAUGGAUGCAGUUCCGAAACAAUUUAGACAGAAGAUUGCCUUAUUUGACGUUUUGGCCUGGAACUGAGAUGAAAUGAAACGUGGUGCUCCAGAUGCCGAGACCAUUUUAGAACCAAACGCUAUGUUGGUCAUUGCAAUAGUUUCCGGCCGGACAGAGCUCACUUUGUAGUUUGUACAGGCGUUGUACAGUUAGAAUUAUAAUGUGAAGAGGAAGGUCAGGUAGAUCCCCCCAAAUCCUUUGAAAGGGACUUUGGGAACACAGAGAAGAGAGAAAGUCAGGGGUGGACUAAUUCGUCAAAGCAAUACUUUGAAACCAUAUUUUAUUUAUUUUAGAUAGACUUAAAAUCCUCACUUUGUUGUUGACGAUAGCAGGCACAACUCAAUAUUUAAAUUAAAAGUAGCCCCCCCCCCCACAUGGAAAAUUGUACAUAUCUGUAGAGCAAAAAACAAGACUUAUUAGUGACUUGAUGUCUAGAUGAAAUAGUUAUGAAUAGAGAGGUUUUUAGUGACGCCAUCACACUGCUGUAAACUAUGACCGGCACAAUGGAGGUCCACUGGGAAAGUGGCUAAACAUAGUAUUUAACUAGAAGCAUAAUGCCCCUAUGGCUAAACGUUAAAGAAAGUGAACAGUACUGCGUGUAUACACUGAGAUCUGAGAUUUGGAUCCUUUCCGAAAUGUAUUUUUUUUACGUAAUCCUGCUGACAAAUGAUGAUGGAAAGCAAUAAGAACUACCACAUAAUAAAACAAACUUAUUCAAUGAAGCCUAACGGUAAAAAUAUAUUGAAAAAUUGGAGUUCCGUUUAUUCGCUACGUCUCCGCAGCCUCACUUGAGUAAAAAAAAAAAAGAACAGGUGACUUCAGAUCUGUAAGGCAGUUGUGAUUUUAGCUGAAAAACAUAUUUUUUCCAGCUUUGGUGUUGAAUCCAACACCAAAGCUGGAUGGUUUCGACUUUCUAGUUCCCUCCAUUUUGCGUUAACAAUGCGACUAACAAUAACAGUAAUUGACUGAGGCCAACAAGGCAUGCUGGGACGAUCAUAGGGCAUCUCACAAACGCCUCGUACCGGAGUACAUGGCACAUAUACCGGGAGUAUUUCAUUCCAACAGAUCAUUAGAUAUUAAUUUUUUUCCAACUGCUAAUGGUGGUUCAAAUUUAAUUAGUAAAAACCGGGGCCAUGCUUAACUUCGCUGUUAUUGCCGAUAGCAGAAAAAACUCCAAUAUGGUCACCUCAAAGCCCUUUAUAUCAACUAAACAUGGUGAUUGGAUUUGGACUGCAGUUUAUGUGAUCAACAACAGGUCAUGUGUGUUGUGUUGCACGUUUUUUUAACAAUCUGUGUCUUCCUGUUGAAAGCGCUGUAGGUUUAUUUAGAAACAGAUCUACAAAUAUAAUCUAAAUAUAAUCUAAUCAGGAACUUUCCAAAUCAUGAACAUAACUGAUUGUUCUAUAUUGUAUAACAUUGAAAGAAUUACAACAGUAAUCAUUUUGUUUUUAACCAAGCUACAAAUAGUAGGUGGUGAUGCUGUUGACUAUGAAUAAGCAAUACAUACCGAUAUCGAUAUAAUAUUUUUAUCCCAAAAACUAUUAUUUCCCCUAGAGCUGUACACUACUGAGGGUGCAAGAGUCAUUAAACUAGCAUGUAGAACGCUACAGUUACUCUCCACCAACUGAGACGUAAAGAAAUACAUCAUCAUAUCAAAGGUUGACAGCGCCACCUCGCUUGUGUUGCGUUUUUUUUUUUUUUUUAUAAAAAUGUGUAUUACUGUCUAGUUAGCUUAACACGGAAAAGUUCAGGCUAUUUUGUUUUAAUUCAAGGUGUCAUUUCAAACACAUUUUGACAAUAGAUGAGAUAUCAGUGAAAUUAAAAAGCCAUGCAGUGAUGCAUGUGAUGGGGAUUCACACACUCGUCCCGGACUUCCUGUCAGCCGUUCUUCCUGUUUAUCGUUAGCUGACGGGGUCCCGACAUGGCUCCCCCAGCCAAGUGUAUCUGAUAUAAUUGUAAAGAUAACUUUUCAGGUGAUAACAUGGGCUCUUGUAUCUGAAUUUUUAGUGUACUGUGUGUACAUAUAUAUAUACAUAUAUAUGUGUGUGUGCGAGUGUUUGUGUGUGUGUGUGUGUGUGUGUGUGUGUGUGUGUGUGUGUGUGUAUAUAUCUGAUUCUUAAGUGCCUUUUUUGUAUUUUUUAUGUUGAUCUGUAUGCUGUAAGGACUGUCUCUCCCAACUGAUUUCCUAUACAUCCUGGGUUUUUUUUUGUACAGCAUUUUGAUAUUUACAUUGUAGUCAUAUACAGUAUUAAUGUACAGUAACAGCAGAAAUAAAUCACAUAGGAGCUGGUGUAGAGGAGAAGGUUAAUAUUAUAUGAUACUUGAAACUGUUUGUAUCUGGCUUAUUGAUGAAAAUGUGAUGGUUUCAUAGAUGAAUAUUCACUAUGCUUGCUGGACAUAGAUGGGCCACAAUAACUGGACAUUUGCCUGAAAAUGUGAAAUUUGCCACACAAAACUCAAAUAAAAU